AUGUCAAUGUUCAAGUUAACUCUCGAUAAAAUUUACGAUCUCUUGGGACACGCCGACAACCCGCACCUUCGACUAUCCGCAAUCCACAUCGCUGGAACUAACGGAAAAGGGUCCACCUCGGCCUACAUUGACUUUGUUCUUCAGAAAGCAAACCUCAAGACCGGCCGAUUAAACACGCCUCACCUUUGUGAACCUCGCGACUCCAUCAGGAUAAACGGUGUGCCAAUUACUAAGGAGGAUUACCAAAAAACCUACGACGCCAUUAAGGUCAUAAAUUCCGAACACAAUAUUGAAGCCAGUUUGUAUGAGCUGCUGGUUGCCACGGCGUAUCGGUGGUUCGACGCCCAGAGGGUAGACGUGGCCGUCGUGGAAGUGGGGGUCGGAGGGCGAUUGGACGCCACCAAUGUCUUUGAUUCACCUUUGCUCAGCAUAAUUACUUCGAUUGGGUGGGAUCACGAGGACCUCCUGGGAAAUAGCAUUGAGGCCAUCUCAAGGGAGAAGGCUGGAAUCAUGAAACCGGGCUGCAAAGUGGUCGUCUCUCCGCAAGUGGAAGAAGCCGCGUUGGUCACACUGAAAAACUGCGCCGCUGAGUUCGGUUGUUCACGUUUGAUUUGCGUUGCACCUGCAGAGCGGGAUUCGCAAAAAGUCGAUCGUGCUUCGUUGAAACUCUUGGACGGUACUCCCAUCGAGUUUCACGUGCCGCUAUUGGGCGAUCAUCAGCUGAGCAACGCAGCCACCGCUGUUACGGCCAUCGAUCUAUUGAGGAAGACAGAAGCCAGAUUUUUCCACAUCACCGAUGACCACAUCAAGGAUGGGAUGGCGUCGACACGAUGGCCAGGAAGAUUGCAAUACGUCGAUGUCUCAUCUGUCGUUAACGGUGGUGUGACCGAGAAGAGACUAUUGGUGGACGCCGCGCAUAAUCCUCAAGGUGCGAAAUCACUUCGAGAUUUUGUCGACAAACUCUUGCAAGAUAAGGACGUCCCAAAAGUUCACUGGAUUUAUGCUGCCACCAAGGGAAAGGAUGUGCAGCGAUGCCUUGGUUUGUUGCUAAGGGAUGGCGAUACGAUGAUCGCCAACACGUUCUCGAAAGUUGAAGAUAUGUCAUGGGUCAAUUGCUGUGAAACGAAAGAUAUCGUUACACGGGUGAAUGAAUUGAACCGAGAGGUUAACGUCACUGCCGCGGAAAAUCUUGUGGAUGCAUUGAGGCAGGCGUACGAUAGGUGCGGGAAAGAAGGUGGAAUUGUGGUGCUGUCGGGAAGCAUCUAUUUUGUUGCAGAUCUGUUCAGAUUACUUGGGCUGGAUGUGUAA
Acaulospora colombiana is the source of this 1308-nucleotide messenger RNA. The record is from the annotation of a GenBank genome assembly. Lineage: Eukaryota; Fungi; Glomeromycota; Glomeromycetes; Diversisporales; Acaulosporaceae.